This is a messenger RNA of Meleagris gallopavo (turkey), 4757 nucleotides long. RefSeq names its product eukaryotic elongation factor, selenocysteine-tRNA specific (gene EEFSEC). Gene Ontology annotation, molecular function: translation elongation factor activity; GTPase activity; GTP binding. The record is from RefSeq and is a predicted model, not a curated record. Gene Ontology annotation, biological process: selenocysteine incorporation. Lineage: Eukaryota; Metazoa; Chordata; Aves; Galliformes; Phasianidae.
GCUGCAGUUCACGUUGGUCGACUGCCCGGGGCACGCCUCCCUCAUCCGCACCAUCAUCGGCGGUGCCCAGAUUAUCGAUCUGAUGAUGCUUGUCAUCGACGUGACAAAGGGGAUGCAGACGCAGUCAGCGGAGUGCUUGGUGAUCGGGCAGAUUGCCUGCCAGAAGAUGGUGGUAGUUCUGAACAAAAUAGAUCUCCUUCCAGAGGCCAAGAGACAAAGUGCCAUUGAGAAGAUGACUAAGAAAAUGCAGAAGACCUUGGAAAAUACAAAAUUCUCUGGGUGCCCUAUUGUUGCCGUUGCAGCAAAGCCUGGUGGACCGGAAGCUCCAGAGUCUGAGAAUCCACUUGGUGUUUCUGAAUUAAUUGAGGUCCUGAAGUCUCAGGCUUACCUGCCAUCGAGAGACCCCUCGGGACACUUCCUUAUGGCAGUCGACCACUGCUUCUCUAUCAAGGGUCAAGGCACGGUGAUGACAGGGACUAUUCUUUCUGGCUCUGUUAGCCUUGGUGACAAUGUGGAGAUUCCUGCCCUGAAGGUGACAAAGAAAGUCAAGUCUAUGCAGAUGUUCCAUACUCCUGUGACAUACGCCAUGCAGGGUGACAGAGUAGGUAUCUGUGUGACCCAGUUUGAUCCCAAACUACUGGAACGAGGCCUGAUCUGUACCCCAGAAUCACUUCACACCAUCCAUGCUGCAAUAAUUUCCCUGAAGAAAAUCCAGUAUUUUCGAGGAGCGCUUCAGACAAAGGCUAAGUUUCAUAUCACAGUUGGUCAUGAAACAGUCAUGGGAAGAGUGAUGUUUUUCAGUCCGGCUCCUGCUGACUUCAAUGAAGAAAUUCAAGAAAAUGCUUUUGACUUUGAUAAAGACUAUCUUUAUCAAGAGGAGUAUUUGUCCAAUGACUCAAAGCCUUCAGAGGAGAAUAAAGAAAAUGGCCAAUCAGAAGUCCAGCUGCCAAAACAACAGUGGGCUUUGCUAGAGUUUGAAAAACCUGUCACUUGCCCUGAGCUGUGCCUUGUGAUCGGCUCCAAGCUGGAUACGGAUAUUCAUGCAAAUACCUGCAGGCUGGCGUUCCAUGGGGUGCUGCUCCAAGGCACGGAAGACAAGAACUACGCAGAGACUUUCCUUCCAAAGCUGAAAGUGUACAAACAAAAGCACAAAGAAGGACAAGUAGAGAGGGUGAUUGAUGAUUACAGUGUGAUUGGUCGUUCGUUGUUUAAAAAGGAAACAAACAUCCAGAUUUUUGUGGGUUUAAAAGUCAAACUAUCUACAGGAGAAGAAGGAAUAAUAGAUGGAGGUUUUGGACAGAGUGGUAAAUUUAAAAUCCGAAUUCCAGGUGGGCUGAAGCCAGAAACCAAGAUGCUUCUCAGUGCUGCCUCCAAGAAAAAAUCUAAGGCAGGGAAGGGGGAUGCAAACAAAGAGGAUGAAAGCAGCAAGAAUGAUUCAGCUCAACCUGUUACCAUCACUCUUCUUUUUAAAAGAUAUGUCUUUGACACACAGAAGAAAAUGAUUCAAUCCUGAGAAAGCAAAGAGGCCUCUGAGCCCACCAGAAAGACCAGACUCUGGAAUGAAUUCAGAUGGAAUGUGUUGCUUGCCUGAGUGCAUUAGACCUGUUCCUUCCUUGCAGAGCUUGGAAGCUCCUGCUGACUCUGUGUCCACUUCUGAGAUCCCUGCGAUCUGGUUUUAUUCAGUUAAGAUCUACUUAUCUUGCCAUCUUAGUGAUGUCAAUCUUUAUGGCCUCUAGAAGGCUGCCACCUGUCAAAUGGCAGCGUUGGGGCGUGCAUUCUAAUAGCAGUGCUUUUCUGCUGGAUUGUUUCAAGGUUUCACAUAAUCUGAAAGUGUGCCACCAAUACUGAUCUAAAUGCAGUCAAGAUGUAAAUUUCAUGCGACUUACAAAGUGAAGCUGAUUUGCCUAAGUUUUCUUCCCCAAGUGAAGCGAGGGACAAAAAGCACAUGAUAUAAUAGGUGGAACCUAGAAUGGAUAUUUCAGAUGCCUUCAGCUGCAACUAUGUAAGAUGUUAUCUGAGAGUUGGUAUGGAUCUUUGUUAUAGAUGAUUUCUAUCUAGAAAUGUUUUUCAUAUUAAACAUAAUGAUGCGUAUAACUGAGAAUCGUAAUUGUUCUGUCUGCUGUUCCAAAGGCUCAGAACCUAUUUUUGGUGACUUUUUAUAUAGCUUUUUUUGAAUCUCCUGCUGGUUCUGUGCUGAAUCCUACUCCGGAAUUGUUUUCUUUUUUGUAACCAAAAUGCCUUCGGUGUUUGAAAGAAAAAGUUGCCUCUGGAAAUAGUCAGGGGCUUUCUUUCAUUGAAAUAAUGAUAGAAGAUUGCAGCAUAAACCUUGUAAAAUGAAUAUCUCCAAGAUGCUUUAGAAACCAUUAGUUGUUUAGGGAUUUCAUGGCUGCUUUAGUUCUUCCUCUCAAUUUCAUGUCCUAGGCUCAUGUGGAGGAGAACACUGGUGGUAUCCCUUCUUUGUUUUUACAAAAUUUACAAAACAUAGAGCACCAUAAUGUAAAAACUAACAAUAAUUCCCCAGAGAUGGACAUCUUGAACAGAAAUUGGACUCUGGGUCUGGCAGCACAGAAGGUACUAGUGCCUGUAUGUUGAACAGGAUGAGUACUUGUUGGUGUUAAAUGGCAGCCUGUGGCCACCUUCAGUGGUGCCAGCCAUGGGCGAUAAUGUGAGUUAGCUGUACGUGGAGCAAAGUAAUGGUAAUGGAUCAUUUUGCUUGUUUAUCAGUGUUGUUAAUCAAAUACCCGUUGUUGGGUGUGAAUCCAUUUUACUAACAUAAUCCUAUUUUUCCCCUUUUUUCAUUUCCUUUUAAUAUCCAGGUAACCAAAGUGGACACAUGGCAAAAAUCUCGGUUAUUGUGUGAAGGUGUUUACAACUGGAUAGCAUUGAGACGGAGCAAGUCAGGUGUUCAGACUAGGUUGAUGGUGCCCCUUUAAGUCAGGACAGAAUUAGUGCUUUGUGGAAUAAUCCCAAACAGUUUCUGCUGAGUGAGUCCCAGCAAAGCUUUAGCACAUCCCAUAAGAUUAUGGGGUAUGCUUUCACUGUGAUCCCAGAGGAAUUAGGCAGACAACUUCAGCUAUGGCUUAACGUGGCUUGUGCUGCCAGCCUUGCUGGAAAAUGUGUCCUUCUAUAAUGAAAAAAAAAAUGCGUUUCACACCCCUGUCACCUCUCCUUCCCUAUUUCUCUUCUUUUCCCAGACACCCCUAAAGGCAGUCUUUGGAAAGAAUAUUUUUUGUUAUCUUUCUAUUUAAGCCUUUAUCAAAUCCUGUUUUGUACCCUGCGCUGUUGCUUCUGCUUAAGAUACUGCAGUGAUGGAAGCUAGAGAAACAGAUGGCAUAGAAGGGAUGCCAUUAUUACCAUACUAUGUUAGCCUAAGAAUUACUGGUAUCAGAAAACCUCUCUCAUUCAAUAAUUUUUUUUUUUUAUAAAGUGAAUUAUUAGGGGAUUUGUUUUUAUCUGUAUAGAUUAACGUCCUUGCCAAAUUUUAAAUGGGUAAAUAAAUUCUUCUAGCUCUGCUUAGAGUUUUGGAAAGAAAAGGAUGCACAUCCUGAAAAGCAUCCUGCUGUAGGAUAUUGUUGGCCGCUCCACAGUUGCUGGUCUUGCCUUACAAAUGAAGAAGACAAAGCCCUGUAAGUGUGUUAUUGAAUAGAUCUGGAGAGGAGGCCUGAUGUCGGUGUUACAGUGGCACGUGUAUUUUUAGAAGGCGUUAUCUGAUUGUUUUCCCUCUCUAUUGCUGACUGCCCUUAGCAGCCUCAGUGAGUCAAUCGUUAUGGAAUUUGAUGUGUUUGAAAACUCUUUAGCGCUGCGUACUGACAGCUCUGCAGCUCUCUGCUUGGCUCCUCACCAGUCAUCUGGUGUGGAGUGUCCCACAGUUUGUUUGCUUGGGGCACUCCAAGGGAGAGAGCAACAACAGCUUUUGCAGAGCUGUACCUCCAUCCCUUUCUCCACUCUUCUGUAAUGCGUGUUUUUUAAUCUCUACCCCCACCUUUUCUGUCAGCUCCAGUCUAGAACGCUAACUUGGCAUCAUUGUUCCAUCCCCUCAGUCCAAAAUCUGCCUUCCUCCCCACUGCUUCUAUUUCCAAGCAUUUUGCUUCUCCCACUUCUGUCUCUGGAGAAGAAGUCAGAAACCCAGGCAGCACACGUGCCAUAUAAGCCUCAUGUGAGUACCUUCACCUGCCACCAUUUUCUGCCCCGGCGCUUUGUAAUCCUCUGCAUAAAGCCCCUCAUUUUACUCCCCCAGCAGAGAUUUGUGUAGGAUGGAGUGCUGCAGAGAUAUCUGGUGGAGGCUGUUUUUUUUCCCCCAAUUUUGAUUCUAAAAGAACUUACAUGUGCCUAAGAAACUUUGAUUAUAAUGUGCUGUUACUGCAGAUCUCUGGCUGCUGUCCUCAGGCUGUUGGAUACACACUCGAAAAAGGGUGAAAUGGUGGAACAAAAUGAUUAUGGGAAAAUCAAAGCUUUUAAAGACAUUUGUAGGAUGAACAGAUGUUCAAACAUUCUUUUAUUUGGUUUCCAGACAGACGUAGAGACUUACCUUUCAUCCUCGUAAUCAGUACAUUAUGCUGUAAUUUGUAAAAAUGGCAUUAAAAAAAUAUUAACAGGGUCAUAUUGUGAUCUACUGACACUGUGUCAUUAAGCCGUGAAGUUAAGAAUGGCAAAUGGAACAGGGGUUAAAUGUUGCAGAAUGUACCGUGUUGUCAGACUGCAUUAUAAUGAACCCAAAAUGGAAUAAAGAUGUAAGGAGGUUAUUUUUUUUCAUUCUA